Messenger RNA from Osmia bicornis bicornis, 660 nucleotides. RefSeq lists its product as uncharacterized. Lineage: Eukaryota; Metazoa; Arthropoda; Insecta; Hymenoptera; Megachilidae. The record is from RefSeq and is a predicted model, not a curated record. The transcript is spliced from 4 exons. The coding region runs from base 99 to 569 and encodes 156 amino acids.
UUUUUCUUUUUCGUGGGCUCGGAAAACAGCCGUGCAGCAGGUAGAAAAUUUUAAUUGUGACGUGCUGAACUAAGCAGAGCUAAAACUCGGUCUAAACGAUGAAACGCAGAUCAUCAACAGACUCUUCUUCGUUGUUGAAAGAUUCAAAAUCCUCUUCAACAACAUGUAUCAUAGAAAAGAAGCAAGAAGGAAAAAUUCAUUUGGCAAUUGUCAGUGGAGUUUUUGCAACUACUGGAAGUUUAUUCGGUAAAUUUACAAGUAGCGUUGAAAUGGAUUCUAUACUUGGAUUUCUGCUUAAAGCAGUACUUUUAGUGCUAAUGAUAACAAGCAAUACUGUAGGCUGUACAUUUUUCGUGAAAGCACUGAAUGCCAGUGGAUCUUCUUUACCAUGUACAAUUGCCAACGCCGCCACAAGCUACGUUUGCUCGGCACUGGUUGGCUCUUUGAUCUUUAACGAAUCGACAUCCCUUCUUUGGUGGUGCGGUAUAUCUUUCGUUAUUCUGGGUUUAUUACUCGUUUGUCACGAUCCAUCCGAAAGCGAUUCUGUGAAGAAAUCAAAGCAACAAUAAUUUAAAAAUCUUGUCAUCUUCCAUCACUUAUCCAUUGUAUAGCAGUAUUUAUAUUAGUAUGUACUUAAUUAAAUAAAUGAAUAAACCUUGA